Messenger RNA from Prorocentrum cordatum, 1941 nucleotides. The record is from the annotation of a GenBank genome assembly. Lineage: Eukaryota; Dinophyceae; Prorocentrales; Prorocentraceae.
UCGCGCGUCCAUCAACAAGGAACAGUAAGCAGCAAUCCGUAGCCAUUUUGGCUCAAGCCAUUCGGGCUCAAGUCGUUUCGGCGCCCAUUCGCGGCCUGAAGGAGCGCCCGCUGCAGAUCGACCGUUCUCCGCCAUGCGCGCGGACACGAGCCAGGCCCAGCCGCUCCAGCUCUCCCUCGAGAGCGACCGCGAGCCAGGAGGGUCGCACCAGCGCGGGCACCGCGCGCGCCACGCGCUUUGGCAGGUGCGGCGGCGCUGUCGGCGGCUGCGGCGGCACUGGCUUUGCUGGCUGUGGUCUGGCGCGCGGGGUCCUCCACGGGAGCUGUGACUGUUGCCUCUCGCGGGGCCUUUGUCAAGGCCGCUGUUGCUGGUGAUGUGAAAUCGUGCGUCGUCUACGGGGACUCGAACGUCCAGAUGUAUGGUAAAGCCGUGGGAGAGAACAUCAAGUUCACCCCUCCGCUGAAUGGUAAGUCAUUCUGGCUGGUCUACAGUGACACUCUCUUCAUACAGGGCGUGUCUGACAUAUUGCACGAGGGUGAUCCAAUUCCAGUCCUGAAGGCGGUCGGCAUCAGCGGCCCCAUGCUCGGCUGGCACACCCUGCAAAUCACCACGGGCGAGGCGAUGUGGGUUUCCCCAGAGGGCAACAUGGAGAGCAUUCUCGAGAAGGACAUGUCGGUAUUUCAGACGGCGAUCACCUCUACGGACACCCUCGAAGCGAAGCUGGAUGACACUGGGGAUGUGCUCCAGCCAGAUCGCAAGGAUAAGGAGAUGCACGUGGUGCAUGUGAAGUUCGGGAGCGUGGAGUUGCAGAUCGACCGGUGGCUCGAUUCUGACAUUGAACAGUUCAUGAAUAUCAAGAUCACCAAGACCGUGGAAGACGGUGAAACGGGCAUCUGUGGAAGCGGUGUGGUAUCACAGGUCACCGCGGACCAGGUGGCCAGACCUGAAUGAGGGGGCGCCUCUAAUGCUGAAUAAGCGGAUCCCGCCUCUGAUGCUGAAUCGGGGCGAAAGACUGGGUGGGUUUUUUGGAUUCGUCUCCAGCACGUCGACGAAUCCCGGUUCGCUCGUUGAUUAUUCUGAUUUUCCAGACGCGAUUAUCAGAUCGUUUUGCGCGCGGGUGCAUACUGCGUGCCGCGAGAGUUACAGCUACGGCGUGCUAUGGCCUCCCCUCUUCUUCUUCUUCUUAUUAUUAUUAUUAUUUUUGUUCUUCUUCCUCUUCCCUCUCCGUCAUACGCCGAUGAACUACAUCUCCUCGUGCGGCGUUUUCGCUACCGGUGCUAGGUUAGGUGAAAGGCUUACCAACCCUGACGGUUGCAAUAAGAAGGUGAUCUUCGAGUUGCGAAAGUUAAGGAGAUACCUAGUCCCUGGGACUGAGCUCCGUUUUGAAAGAGCAGGCAGGGGACGAUUGGAUGAGUGAGCCUAAAGGAGGUGACGAAGUAUCUCAGGACUUAAACGCUCAUUGUCUGCUUAAGUUGCAACGCUGUUCAAGUGUUCGAUCUUGCUGCAUAAGCGUUGCGUGACCGCGAUGCACCAUCUCCGUGCGUGAAGUAGUGUGCGUCCGCGGCCAGUCCAUCCGUGCUCUGAGGCUGGACCUUGGCCUCGAGGCGGACAGGAUCAAUAUCAAUAUCUCUCUCCUUCUCCCUUCAUCCUGCCCACUCCUCUAGUGCGAACGCUGCUAUAUCUCACAGCAGCCGUGGCCAGGGGGAUGGAUGCUGGCGAAGAGGGGGCUGGGUGGGGGUGGAAGGCUGGACACUUUAGUGCAAGGGCGGCCUGCCGCACAUGUCCCGACUGUCCGAGACGAGGGCCGGGCAUUUUUAUGCAUGGGCAGCCUGUCGUGGCAAGCAGCGGGAAUCUUGCAAACGGCUGGUUUCUGCUGCCAUCCACAGGACUUGCAUUCAGCAGUGCCUCGCCCUGGAGAGAGAGGGUGAACAAGAAAAAGAA